AUGGACAGCACCCCGACAGCCGCACAGCUCAGCGCCGCUCAGCUCUCGCCCGCGGCGCUGGCGCACAACAACGGCGUGCUCUUCCGCAUCCGCGCCAUCCUCCUUCUCCUCUCCGGCUCCCUCUGCGGCAUCCUCGGACUGCGCGCCAUCCCCGGCGGCCUCUUCUUUCUCGCCUCGCUCCUCCUCGUCAACGCGCUGCUGCUGCUCUUCGCCGGCGGGCCACUCAAGGCACCGCGCUACCUGCCCAGCUGGCGCGAGGGCCUGCUGGGCAAAGUGACGUACUUUGCGGAGGGUGCGAGCGAAUUCGCGCCGGGCUAUGUGCUGGCUUGGACGAUGGCGGGGGCAAUUGUACAUGGUGAGUCGCGCCUCGUCCGGCCAGCUGUGGGCAAAGGAGGCGGGCGCAGCUCCUCGCUGUAGACGAAGGGCCGCAAGAGGAUGUGGCGGUCAAGUUCACUCUGGUGGAAGAAAACGGGAACGGGAAAGGAGUGGAGGAUGGGGCAGCUGCCCUCGCCUCCUUCCUUUUCCCAUCCCCCUGCUUCCGGUCUUACGCAUGACAGGGCCUGCCCAUCGCUGCGACUGUGCUCGGCUCGCUCGAAAUGCGGUGUGCUCGAACUCUCGG
Messenger RNA from Tilletiopsis washingtonensis, 619 nucleotides. RefSeq lists its product as hypothetical. The record is from RefSeq and is a predicted model, not a curated record. The transcript is spliced from 2 exons. Bases 1 to 417 code for a protein of 138 amino acids. NCBI's taxonomy places the organism in Eukaryota, Fungi, Basidiomycota, Exobasidiomycetes, Entylomatales.